Molecule: messenger RNA, 2708 nt
Organism: Vicia villosa (hairy vetch)
Lineage: Eukaryota; Viridiplantae; Streptophyta; Magnoliopsida; Fabales; Fabaceae
Product: G-type lectin S-receptor-like serine/threonine-protein kinase At4g27290
Exons: 7
Coding region: 1-2511 (836 amino acids)
Biological process (GO): recognition of pollen; protein phosphorylation
Molecular function (GO): protein serine/threonine kinase activity; ATP binding
Source: RefSeq, a predicted model, not a curated record
AUGGCCAAUAUUUUUCCUAUCAAAGUUCUUGUUAUUAUUUCCAAUAUAGUUUUAUUAUUGUCCUUCUCUCAAUUAUCCACUGCAAUUGAUACUAUCACACAAUUUCAAUCUCUUGAUGAUGGAAACACCUUGGUUUCUAAUAAUGGAACUUUUGAGUUAGGUUUUUUCAGACCAAGUACUUCCACAAAUCGCUAUGUUGGAAUAUGGUACAAAAACAUCCCAAGAAGAAUAGUUUGGGUUGCAAACCGUGAUAAUCCAAUCAAAGACAACAGUUCCAACUCAACCAUGUUGAUCAUAAACAAAGAAGGAAACCUUGUACUACUCACUAACAACAAUCAAACUCUUGUUUGGUCAACAAACAUCACAACACAAUCUUUGUCUUCUACAAGUUCACAUGUGGCUCAACUAUUAGACAAUGGAAAUUUUGUAAUCAAAGACAAAAAUAAUAGCUUUUUAUGGCAAGGUUUUGAUUUUCCUUGUGAUACUUUGUUGCCGGAUAUGAAGCUUGGUUGGGACUUAAAAACUGGUCACAAUCGUCGGUUAACUUCGUGGAAAAAUUGGGAUGACCCGUCUUCAGGAAACUUAACUUGGGACAUGGUCCUUAGUAGUAAUCCAGAAACUUUUUUGAAAAAAGAAUCAUUUGAUUUCUAUAGGAGUGGUCCUUGGAAUGGAGUUGGAUUUAGCGGAGCGCCGGAGGUAAGUGCUACUCCAAUUGUUGAACAAAAAUUUGUGAACAAUUCAAAUGAAGUUUACUACACAUAUAGCCUUGUGAACAUGAGUACCGUUUCAAUAAUUUAUUUGAACCAAUCAAGUAGUACACGUAAACGCGUGACAUGGAUUUCAAACGACAAUGAAUGGAAGAAUGUUGAGUCCGAGCCAAGAGACUCGUGUGAUGCUUAUAAUCUUUGUGGGCCCUAUGGAAAUUGUAUUUCUACUAAUUCUCCAUUGUGUGAGUGUUUAGAUGGGUUCACGCCCAAAUCUCAAGAGGAUUGGGACACGUAUAAUUGGACACAGGGAUGUGUGCGCAAAAUUCAACUUUCAACUAAAUGCACGGUGAAUGAUGGUUUUAAAAAUUUUUCUGGAUUGAAAUUGCCAGAAACAACACAUACUUGGGUUGAUGCUAAAAUGACAAUUGAGGAUUGCAAGAAAAAAUGUUUGAAAAAUUGUUCUUGUACGGCAUAUUCACACCUAGAUGUUAGAGGAAAUGGUAGUGGUUGUUGUUUAUGGUUUGGUGAUCUUAUUGAUUUGAAACAGGUGUCAUCAGUUAAUCCAAAUCUGUAUGUUCGAGUGAAUGCUUCUGCAAUAGAUUCAAAUGAAGAAGUUUCUGGUGGAAAUAAGAAAAGUCAUACUUUGACAAUUGCAAUCACUAUUCCAUUGGUCAUUGUUUUCCUACUUGUGAUCAUAGUCUUCUACAUUUACAAGAGAAAAAGAAAGCAAAGAGGUAAAGAAGAUAAAUCAAAGAACAUCAUUUUAACAAAAAUGAAAGAGGAAGAACAAGAUUUUGAGCUUCCUUUCUUCGAUCUUUCCACAAUGAUUGAUGCUACUAAUAACUUCUCAAAUGAUAACAAGCUUGGAGAAGGUGGUUUUGGGCCGGUAUAUAAGGGUAUACUUGCUCAAGAAAGACGAGAGAUUGCCGUCAAAAGGCUGUCGAGAAGUUCUAAACAAGGAACAAGAGAAUUUAAAAAUGAAGUUAUAUUAUGUUCAAAACUUCAACAUCGAAAUCUUGUCAAAGUUCUUGGCUGUUGUAUUCAAGGAGAAGAAAGGAUGCUUAUCUAUGAAUACAUGCCCAACAAAAGUUUAGAUUCAUUUAUUUUUGAUCCAGUUCGAAAGAAACUUUUAGAUUGGUCAAAGCGCUUUAACAUCAUAUGUGGAAUCGCUCGUGGACUUCUUUAUCUUCAUCAAGAUUCUAGAUUGAGGAUCAUACAUAGAGAUCUAAAACCAAGUAAUAUUCUGUUGGACAGUGAUAUGAAUCCCAAAAUUUCAGAUUUCGGUUUGGCAAAAAUUUGUGGAGAUGAUCAAGUUGAAGGGAAUACAAACAAAGUAGUUGGGACACAUGGUUAUAUGGCGCCUGAAUAUGCUAUUGAUGGACUAUUCUCUAUAAAGUCUGAUGUAUUUAGCUUUGGCAUAUUAUUACUAGAGAUUGUAAGUGGAAAGAAAAAUAAAGGACUUACAUAUGAAAACAACAAUCACAAUCUUGUUGGACAUGCUUGGAGGUUGUGGAAAGAGGGGAACUCAAAAGAAUUGAUUGAUGACUGUUUUGAGGAUUCGUUUAUUCUAUCUGAAGCUUUAUGUUGCAUACAAGUUGGUCUUUUAUGUCUACAACGUCAUCCAAAUAAUAGACCUAAUAUGACAUCAGUGCUUGUAAUGUUGACAAAUGAAACUGUUUUAGCUCAUCCAAAGGAACCUGGCUUCAUAAUAGAAAGAGACUCCACUGAGGGAAAUUCUACAACCGAAAAUUUAAUUUCUUCUUCAAUCAAUGGAGUCACUAUUUCUCUAUUGGAUGCUAGAUGAAAAUUUUAUCUUAUCUUUUUGUAUGUCAUGUGGACAUUUUAUAAUAUCACGUGAUUUAGAUUUACACACGUCUUACACGUGUCAUUUUGAGAUUGUUAUGGAGGUUAAAAGAAUAUUGACUCUUUUAGUUUAUUUUAGAAGAAAAUACUUUAGGCAUAUUUUAUUAGUUUAAUUGAUAGAGUCGUUAUUGUAUGAUU